AUGGUCAAUCGAGGCCCCGGGCCAGAUGAUCGUCGAGAUAAGGACGCUCAGGAUGGCGUGGCCCAAGAACAUGCUUCGGCCGAUGUCGAUAUGACCAGUCCAGAGGUUGAUCACACUCAGGAAACAAAUAUUGCCGAAAGCAAUACCACACGACAGAUAUCAGAUAUCAACGUACGUCUCGAGGAACACCGCGAAGAUAUCAAAGAGAACAAUGGGAUGAUCGCCUAUAUCGGGAACGCCCAGUACUAUUUCGAGGGCAUGAUCGACAAAUUCGAAGACACUAUUAACAAACACUGUUCCGACUGCGAUCGAAAGCUGAAAAAGAUUUCUCGUAACCUUGGUGACAUGUCUUCUACCAGUCAGAUCAAAGCGGCUCGCGAACUGCAUCAAAACAAGGGUCAAGACGAAAUGCGCAAGACGAAUGAGGCCCUAAGCUCGGAGAAUGCCAGGCUCAAGGAGCAAGUCGAGAAGCAGGAUGCUGCUAUUAAGCAGCUCACCUCUACCGUGACCGAUCUGAUGGGUCGAUUUGCUAAGCUUGAGUCCACAGUUGACUGCAAGGAGGCAGAGCGGAAGCUUAGCGAGUUAGAAGUCUAA
Molecule: messenger RNA, 594 nt
Organism: Fusarium musae
Lineage: Eukaryota; Fungi; Ascomycota; Sordariomycetes; Hypocreales; Nectriaceae
Exons: 4
Coding region: 1-594 (197 amino acids)
Source: RefSeq, a predicted model, not a curated record